Molecule: messenger RNA, 1503 nt
Organism: Phytophthora sojae
Lineage: Eukaryota; Oomycota; Peronosporomycetes; Peronosporales; Peronosporaceae
Product: phospholipase D-like protein
Exons: 6
Coding region: 1-1503 (500 amino acids)
Biological process (GO): phospholipid catabolic process
Cellular component (GO): plasma membrane
Molecular function (GO): D-type glycerophospholipase activity
Source: RefSeq, a predicted model, not a curated record
AUGCUCUUCGCUGCGUUGGUGUUCGCGUUGGCGGUGGUGCUCCUUCUCGUCCCUUUUCGCACAAACAUCGAUGCCAGCGGCAGCGCUGAUCUCUCUGACGGGUCGGACAUCAAGCCUCGACAGCCUCUGCUGGACGCCGAAGACUGGUUCCUCACUGAGGAGGAGAUCACCGAGUCCCGAGGUGGGAUUCCUCGCGAGGGUAUGGCGGUGUACUCGACCGGUAACAAGGUGACGUCUUACACGGUGUCCGACGAGUUUUUCAACGCGGUUUACGACGAUCUCAGCUCGACGAAAGAGGGGGAUCGGGUUUUCACUGGAAUUGUGGAGCGAGGUGGAAGCGUCAACAUCCUGGCCUGGGCCAACAUCGGUGUCGGAUACACGCCCUACAUCCUCAAGGCUCGCGACGCUAUCAACAGUAUCCCCGCGUCGUCCAUCAACGGAGCCAAGGGAGCGUUAUCCUCGCACCACCAGAAGAACAUGGUGAUUGCAGUGAACAGCUCCAAGGACGAACGCGCUCAGCCUGUGGCUUAUGUCGGUGGCAUUGAUCUCGCCAAUGAUCGGUGGGAUACCAUCUACCACAACGCCACUGCGAUCCGUGAUGAGGGUCACAUUACAUUCCGAGAGAAAGGCUGGAUGGACGGCCACAUUCGUAUCCACGGCCCGGCAGCGAAGGAUGUCGCCACCAACUUCCUGGAUCGCUGGAACUCCGACUACUUGCCGUGUCAGGGCCUUAACGACGACCUGCUGGACUUUAAGAACCCGAAGUACGAUCACCUGCCUCCUCUAGACUACGCCAGCAGCAACACGACAGCGAGUUUCGGCAAGCAAAGCGUCCAGAUUCAUUACAAGGAGUUCGCGCCGCGCGGUGAAACUUCCCUGUUCCAGGCACACAUCAAGGCGAUCAAGAACGCUAAAAACUUCAUUUACAUCGAGGAUCAGUACUUCGUGCUGGUGCCUGAGAUGCUGGACGCGAUCAUGGAGGUGAUGCCCAACAUCCAGCGCCUCAUCGUCAUUGCCAACGAGGAAACCGGGCCGUUCACGAACGCCGGGUACAUCAAGUACCUGUACCAAAUGGUCGAGCCUAUUCGGUCGAAAUACCCGAACAAACUCAAGCUCUACACCACCAAAGCCGACCGGAAGAUAUACAUCCACAGCAAAAUCAUGAUCAUCGACGACGUGUUCUUGACCAUCGGCUCGGCCAACUGGAACCGCCGCAGUAUGACUUCAGACUCGGAGCUGAACGCUGAUGUUGUGGACACUGACACGGUGAAAUCCCCCGAUGGAGUUAUCGUAGGCAAGAUCCCGCGAGACUUUCGCAUUCGCAAGUUCGUGGAGAUGACGGGACUGAGCUACGAGAAGCUGGACGCCAUGACGUUCAUCGAGGCCGCAGACCAGCUACCGAUUGCCGCUGAUGAUGAAUCGUCCAUCCUGGACUACCUGGAGAUUGAGCAUCACUCGUAUUUCUUCGCGAUUACGGACGCCAUUAGGAAGCGGCAGUGGUAG